Molecule: messenger RNA, 1677 nt
Organism: Didymella exigua CBS 183.55
Lineage: Eukaryota; Fungi; Ascomycota; Dothideomycetes; Pleosporales; Didymellaceae
Exons: 4
Coding region: 1-1677 (558 amino acids)
Molecular function (GO): metal ion binding
Source: RefSeq, a predicted model, not a curated record
AUGGCACCAGCGCCCUUUCUUCCUGGCCUUGGCUACGCCGGUAGCCCUGCGCCAGCUUCCAGUGGCGUGGCUAGCCCGAGCAACGCAGACCCUGAGCAGGCUACAUUGUAUCAGCGCUACGAGCUGCUACAGCAGUACGACAAGGAAAAGACCGACUUCAUCAGUGAGCUACUUACGCGCUAUGAGUACUUGAGCCAGCAAUACCAAACUCUUGCCUCGCAGAGUCAGCAGGAUGUUCAAGGCGAAGCCGCGUGGACAGUCGAGAAGCCUAUGUACGAGAGGUAUUUGCAACAGUAUCAGCGCGCUCUCUCUGAGAACCCUUUCGUCAUGGUAUUGAUUGAUGGCGACGGCAUGAUUGUGAGCAAUACCUCCCUCUAUAGGGCUUUUCUCAGCGAGAACAUUCGCGAUGGAGAAGCGGGAGGUCGACGCGCUGCAUCACAACUGGACAUUGCAGUGCGCAACUGGAUCGAGAACGAAGCCAAAGAGGUGCCUCUCACCUCCCGUGUCAUUUGUCGAAUCUAUGCGAACGUUCGAGGCCUCGGAGACGUGCUGGUGAGGAUGGGUGGGAUCGCAGCAAUCGAGGACUUUGAGGACUUUGUGCGAGGUUUCACUCGAGCGAAAACUUUGUUCGACUUCAUCGACGUCGGUGCCGGGAAAGAUCGCGCGGACGAGAAGAUCAUUGGUGGGUGCCAGCGACAUGCAGAGCUCGACAGCACAAUAACGUGGAUGACAGAAAACUUCAAGGUCUUUUCACAAGACUAUCACUGCCGCAAGCUACUAUUCGGCUGCUCGCACGACAACGGAUAUGCACGGGUACUGGAAGAGUGCUCAGACAAACCGGAGAUUGUCAGCAAGGUCAUCUUGCUCGAAGGUGUGCCUUUCGAGAAAGAAUUGCUGCCGCUCCCGUACGGUACGAAAAAGUUUCCGAGCAUAUUUCGAGACUCCAAGCUUGUGGCAUUGGGCGCCAAUGCUCCUGCUCCUGGUUGGCCGCGCCAGCCAUCCGGUAUAAGCACUUCAGCUGCAGCUUCGAAAGUCUACGACGUGUCAACUGGACUUCCCGGUCGCUUCCCGGCGCCGUCGGCUCAAGUUAUGGAUAGUCCUGUUCCAGCCAGGGCGACUUUGAGCUUGCCACGCACACCCCCAUCGUCCACAAUAGCGUUUAACGGAUUUGUAACUACCUUUAGGCCUCGUCCGGCUAUCAACAGCUGGGCGGCCAAGGCUGCUGCUCCUCCGCCUUCAGCGCCUGUUUCACCGGCGUAUGAGCCGGCUGACCGUAACGAGGUCAUUGCCCGCAAUCGAGCUGGACAGCGCAUCGAUCCACCAUGCAAGGAUUACGACAAGGUCAAAGUAGAUCGCAUCAAGAAGCUCAAGCUGUGCAACGUUCACUUUUUGCGCCAGGAGUGCCCUUACAACAUGCAGUGCACUCACAAGCACACUUAUCAGCCAAGCCGCAGCGAGAUCGCCACCCUACGUCUGGUUGCGCGCAUGUCGCCUUGUUCGAUGGGCAGUGCUUGCCAGGAUAUCAAGUGCAUCUUUGGCCAUCGGUGCCCUGCUCCGGCCAGCAACAAGAGGGUACCCAAGGGGACCAAGUCUUGCAUUUUCACGGAAUCUUGCAAGUUUCCGAUUGAGCUACACGACAUUGACAUCAAUGUCGUCAAGACGCUGGUGAUUCGCUAA